CGAGCACAACCCUCUGUGUAUGUAUCUCAUGUAUGUUCUCACGGUGUGGACAUGUCAGCAACAAUGGUGUGACUUGAAAGAUGGAAACUAUUUUACUUUUUUCAAUACUGGUUAUAUUCAAACUUACAGGUGUGUACUGCGUGGAAUGUCGUGAAACCUCGCUUACUUCUGGCUCUCGGUCCUUCUCGUGUUUGUACGGAUGUUGUGGGGAAAUAUAUCAGCGAUAUUGCUGUCCAAGUGACGAAGAGGCGUUCCCUAUAGAGGUUGUCAAGGCAGGGAUUGGAGUAGUCGUCGUCGUGGUUGUAGUUGUCAUAGUACUUAUCGUCGUCUUUAUGUGUAAGAAGAAGACGCCACGAACGAGGGCGCUGGUCGUUCCUCAGAAUGCAAACGUGAGAACUUCAACCAUUCCUCUGUCAGAUACUGAGUACACCUUGAAGCCACAGACUGGCCAAGCCGAGUAUCAGCCCCCUCUAUCCUACCCCGGGGGUGGCGUUCACACUGGGCCUGUAGUCCCCGCCUACACACGAUCCUACAACGCACUCCCUCCGCCAUAUAAUGUCUCUACAGCCUAUAAUAACACUGCUAUUGUGCCAGUUAACUGAUGACCAGACAAGACACCCUUUAUUUCAUAGACCACAGGUCCAGGACUAUACACAACAGUAUCUAUCAGCUUGUAUAUGCUGCGGGAGGUUGAGGUAGCCUACUGGUCAGAGAGAAUCAAGGUUCGAUUCCCACAUGGUUACCAUGUCAGCACCCGAUGUACAAGCUGUGUAAGCGACGGGAUUAUCCACUCUUCUAACCUGUUCUAAUGAUAGAUUGAGACGUUUGAGAGUCGUUAUAAUUACACGUUAGUAUUGUUAGGUGUCUGGCUCUGUCUGAAAUCUCCUAAAAUAUCUAGUGUAGUUUUUUUUCUGUACGGGGAAGCUUUGACGGAUCUUUAAAUCAAAGUAGUUUGGUAUAAUAUUGGGUUUAUGUCAAUUUGAAAAAGAAUUAUAAUUACCAGUUGAAUAGUUAUGAAGUCCAAGCCCAACCAACGACAUCAGACUUUAUUUCAUCUGCA
Haliotis rufescens (red abalone) is the source of this 1060-nucleotide messenger RNA. Its product is annotated as protein shisa-4-like. The coding region runs from base 81 to 602 and encodes 173 amino acids. Lineage: Eukaryota; Metazoa; Mollusca; Gastropoda; Lepetellida; Haliotidae. The record is from RefSeq and is a predicted model, not a curated record. The transcript is spliced from 4 exons.